CAGGAAACAGAAGAGGAGCCAAUCAGCUACAAGUAGUGGAGGAUUGGACAACAAUAUGAUAACUAUCUCCAAUGACUUAUCAUCAAGUGGGCCAAACACAGAACAUACAUACCAAAAUGAUCCAAGUAUAAUCCAUAACAAAGAAGUACAGUCUGCUUCCUCUAAUAUGGGACUCCCAAGCUAUGAGGAAGUAACUCUUGAUCAAUCAAAUCAAUACGAAAAUCCAAAGAAGGCAAAUUCAACAAAAACCCCAGUAAGAUUAAGUGAGCUGUAUACUAAAGUUGAUUUGAAGAGUAAACCAAAACAUAUUCAGGCCAUUGAUGUUGAUGAUCUCCCUAAUGCAAAUGCCAUCUAUCAAAAUGAUGAAAUGAUUCAAAAUUGUAGUACCUCUCAAUAUGAGAAUCUAGCUAUACCUACUAAAGGUGAUCUGACAAGGGUGUCUCUAGAUGCCACUCAGGCCAAUGCCCCAGUGCUAGAAGAUAACUCUGCUGAUAUAAAACAAGAUGAGUACUCAUUAGCAUGGGAGGCAGCAUCAGAUGAUAUCAAAGUCACUGUUGGGGACAAUACAGAUGAGGGUUAUGAUAUAUUAAAAUUAAAUAAAAAUAAGAAAGAGGAACAUUUUGAUGAUAGUUAUAGCAAGGUCAAGAAGUAUUAAAAUGAAUUAUAUCAUUUUUGUUAUCUGUAAAUUGAAAGCUUCCUCAAAACGUGUAUGUGUAACGCAAUCGGAUUGGUGUAAUUAUAAGUAGGUAUGUAGACCAAUGAUAUUAUAAAAUAUAAGCUUAUAUUGUGUCCCCUUGAUUUUGUGAUAUAACAUAAUUCAUUACGAUUUAUAAUGUCUGGUAUUAUUAUCACUCAGUUAAAGUAGUUGUACUUACAAUUCUGAAAACAUAUUUUUAGUGUACCACCAUGAUCAACAUUUUAUUAGUUAAUACACU
This is a messenger RNA of Owenia fusiformis, 935 nucleotides long. Lineage: Eukaryota; Metazoa; Annelida; Polychaeta; Sabellida; Oweniidae. The record is from the annotation of a GenBank genome assembly.